UGCGCGUGAGGAACCGCGCGUGAGGAAUCUGCACCAGUCUGAGCGCGAGACUGAAGCUGCUGAACAUGUUGCCGUAUAACCGCAUUAAACUGCGAUCAUUAGCCGUUAUAGCGCACAGAUUCUACUGUACUGCGCCUCCACAGAGCAACAACAACCCGCUGGUUUACUUCGAUAUAGCUGCAGAGACGCAGCCGCUGGGGAGAAUCACUUUACAGUUAUAUGCGGACUUUGUUCCAAAAACAGCAGAGAACUUCCGAGCUCUGUGUACAGGAGAACACGGCUAUGGAUAUAAAGGAUCAAUCUUCCACAGAGUCAUUCCACAGUUUAUGUGUCAGGGAGGUGAUUUUACCCACCACAAUGGUACAGGAGGAAAGUCCAUCUACGGUCCCAGAUUUUCUGAUGAAAACUUUAAACUGAAGCACACUGGUCCAGGUAUUCUCUCCAUGGCAAACGCCGGACCAAACACCAACGGCUCCCAGUUCUUCAUCUGUACUGUCAAAACUGAGUGGCUGGAUGGGAAGCACGUGGUGUUCGGCGAGGUGAAGGAAGGCAUGGAGGUCUUGAAGAAGGUGGAGGCCUUUGGUUCCCGCUCAGGAAAAACAUCCAAGAGAAUCGUCAUCUCCGACUGUGGAGAACUUAAAUAGACGACGGGACACACCCCUACAAAUGAUUAGCACUCACAGGGUCAUUCUGAGAGGGAGAUUGAUUAGCAGAAAUAAUGUAGCUUUGGAUUUGAACCAAGUCUGGAUUAAGCUCUGGGUUUAAUGGGUAGUCAGGAUCUGGAAUCUCUGUUGUAAUGUGAAUCCCGUGUACCAGCACUUUCAAAACCAGACGGUCCACAGGACUGAAUUAUAGAAUUAAUGGUAGGGUACGCUAGGUCAUUAAACUGCUUCAAAUGCUUGUAUUAGAGAAGCGAUGUAUAAAUGAGUUAAUAAAGUUUAUAUAUCAGCUGUAAAAUGUGAACAUUUCAGUCUGAAUGAGUGUAUUUGAUGAUGUACGUGAGUGUGUACAGUACACCGGGGUCUUUUUUUGGGGUUUGUUUGUUUUUUUACUGGUGGUGAAUCUGGACUGAAUCCUGUUGGAACUGGUCUUUAACUACAAGCAAUAAAAAGAAAAACCAAGUUA
Trichomycterus rosablanca is the source of this 1125-nucleotide messenger RNA. RefSeq names its product peptidylprolyl isomerase Fb (gene ppifb). Gene Ontology annotation, biological process: protein peptidyl-prolyl isomerization; protein folding; cellular response to hydrogen peroxide. Gene Ontology annotation, cellular component: mitochondrion. The record is from RefSeq and is a predicted model, not a curated record. NCBI's taxonomy places the organism in Eukaryota, Metazoa, Chordata, Actinopteri, Siluriformes, Trichomycteridae. Gene Ontology annotation, molecular function: peptidyl-prolyl cis-trans isomerase activity. The transcript is spliced from 6 exons. Bases 66 to 644 code for a protein of 192 amino acids.